Messenger RNA from Doryrhamphus excisus (bluestripe pipefish), 3817 nucleotides. RefSeq names its product microtubule associated tumor suppressor candidate 2b (gene mtus2b). Lineage: Eukaryota; Metazoa; Chordata; Actinopteri; Syngnathiformes; Syngnathidae. Gene Ontology annotation, cellular component: nucleus; cytoplasm. The record is from RefSeq and is a predicted model, not a curated record. Gene Ontology annotation, molecular function: microtubule binding.
UAAUAAAGCGUCUCGUGCAGUUCCAGGCUCCUCCGACAGAGGGCGCCGUGAGCCAGUGGGCGUUGAAUCUUGGAUUUUCCAGCGACGCUGCAGACUGCGCUGCGUGUCUUCCCGGUCUUCAUCAAAACUGACUGUUUCUUCUCUUCCUGAACGAGAUGCACGGUUCCGACCUGGAACUGGAUUUCUGACUACGUGAUUUUGUCCUUCCUGAGGGCCUUACUAGAGCUGAUUGAGAAAUGUGCGAUAGAGAGGAACCGUUACGGAAUAACAACCUGCCGGCUGAUGGGAACGCCAACGAUAUCAGGACAGAUGACAGCCGGAGAACAGUCGGCAGCACGGCUCUGUCCGGUCAGGACAAGGUGGUCAUCUGGGGUACGGAUUCCCAGUGUGACGACCCCGAGCUGGCAGAGUUUGAGAUGCUGGAGUGUCAGGAACUGGAGGCGUACCUGGUGGAGGAUGGAGAUGAUUUUGUCGGGCUGAAGGAUCGCAACAACGAUCCGCCGCCUUCAAGCAGCAGAACCACAGAAGAACCGGCGACUGAGCAGUCUCAUGGUUCUGCUUCAGCUGCUAUGAACAACAAGGAAAGAACUUCCCAAACAGAAAAUACGCCAAAACAUCUCAAGUCUUGCGUGGAUUUGAAUUGGAAUUCCACUCUUGACUCAAAGGAUCUUCAAGCACAAGUCAAACACACGGAAGAGGAGCACAACAGGAACAACAAUCACUUCAAUAAAGCUUUCAAGGGGGCCGCUGAACGCAAGGCCUCGCCUGUCAAAAAUGCGAAAAGCAAGAAAAGCACUCAAGCAGAUGAGCUUUCAGACGGGAACGCAAGCCCUCGGAAAAUCAAAGCCUCUCCGCCCAAAGUUGUGAAGAAACAAGCAUCGUUUGAUAACUCUCUGAAAAAGCAGAACUCCUUUGAGAGGAGCUUCAAAAAGCAGCCCUCGUUCGAGUACACCUUCAAGAAGCAGCUCUCCUUUGAUAACUCCACAAAGAAGCCACAGAGCUCCUUCGACAACGUCUCCCGCUCUUCCAGUCUGGAGAGGAGGAAGCCGUGGGUGAGCUCCAGGCACCCGGCGGCCCCGUCGUCACCCAGGAGACAAACUCCUGCAUCUCCGGCCAAGGGGCCGAGCGCCCAAGCAGCGUGUUCCAGCUCCCCUCAAAGAAUUUUAACAACAAAACCACCGAAGACAAAUCUAGGCAGCGGGAUUCCCAAACCUGUAACUCCCGUGGACAACAAGAGGUCCUCGCCUCCUGCUAAGCCCAAAAAUGCCCGUCCAAAAAUCAUCACAUGUGUGCGCAAGAAUCCUCAAGGAUCUGACGUCUCUCAUACCAGUCCGCCGACUCAUGUAGAUCCAAGGGUUGGACCUUCUCAUAAGGGCUCCUACUUUGACAAGUACAGGCAGGAGUUGUCUGGACCUGCUAGCCACCAUGAGGACACACAUGGGAAAUGUCCCCAGGAGCAGAACAACCCUGAAGAUGGAGGCUACCGCUCCCCCAGAGCGGCAAAGCCUCAGCUGGGCUUGGGCGCCGUCACCAGACAACCUGCAGCCAAAACACGACCCCUGCCAGCAGGUCUUAGAGAGUCCCCAGGGGACCAUAGAAGGACUGGUGCAGAGACCUCCCCCAGGAACCUCCUGACCAAACCGGGACAAACUGGUCUCCGUCCUCCUGGCUUCUCCACACUUCCAGGUGCACGAAACACCACCGUGGGCGUCGGCAGAAGUGCAUCUUCGAUGUCCGGCAGCCAGAUCAACGAUGACAACCCCUGCCGAACUUCUCAGCCUCCUAAAAAGGAAGCCAAGGAUGUGGAAAAGUCUCCUGCCCGCGGGCGGUCGACGGUCCAAGCGUCGGGGGCCCAGCGGGCGCAGGAGCUGGACCGGGCCCUGAUCAAGCUGCUGAGGGAGCGCUGCGAGCAGCAAGGCCGGCAGCUUCAGAGUCUUCAGGCCCAGUUGAAGAAGGCGUCGCUGUGCAUGAACGUCCUCGCCAUCACCACGCAGCACUUCUGUCGCAAGGGCGAGAGCGCUGCCGUGAGGGAAGGGGAGCUGUCCCGCGAGCUCGCCAGGAUCAGGGAUGAAGUGGCUUUCAGUGUGUCCCACUGGGAGCAGCUGCAACGGGAGAAGCAGGAACUGGAGCUGCAUUUUGAGGCGGAACUUCAGGGCCUGCGGGCUCAGCAGCAGAGCGAGCUGGGAGCCCUGGAGGAGCGGCUGAGGUUGCAGCACUCGGCCGAGACCAGGAGCCUGAGGGACCUCCAACGCGCCCAGCUGGACCACCUGAGGGGGCAGCAGCAGGAAGAGAUGGAGGAGCUGGAUGAAAACCACCAGGCGUCCCUGGCGGAGAUGGAGGCCGCUCACAUCGACACGCUGGCCACCCUGCAGGAGGAGCACGCCAGGACUGUGAAAAACCUGAAGAUGGCCCACGAGCAGCAGAGGAAAUCUCUGGAGGAAGGCUUUGAGAAGAUCAGACUUUCCUUACAGGAUCAAGUGGACAUGCUGACCUUCCAGAACAGAAGCCUGAGGGAUCGAGCCAAGCGUUUUGAGGAAGCUCUCCGCAAAAGCACAGACGAACAGAUUGUGGACGCCUUAGCGCCGUAUAAACACAUCGAGGAGGACCUCAAAAGUCUGAAGGAAGUCCUGGAGAUGAAGAACCAACAAAUCCAUCAGCAGGAGCUGAAGAUCACAGAGCUGGAGAAAAUACAGGCUGAAAAGAACGCUCACCUGGAGGAGCGGGUGCAGCUUCUACAGCAGCAGAACGAGGACCUGAAGGAACGCAUCGACAAGAACCUUGCCGUGUCCAGACAACUGUCUGAGGAGAACGCCAACCUGCAGGUGAACGUGGAGAAGGAGAGCACGGAGAAGAAACGUCUGAGUCGCACCAACGAGGAGCUGCUGUGGCGCCUCCAGACGGGCGAGCUCAGCCCCCGCGUGUCGCCCAGCUGCUCCCCCGUCCGCCGGCCGCCCUCGGUACCCGGCUCGCCUGCCCGGCCGCACUCCUACCACCAAUGACCUUCAGGCGCUUCCGGCUGGCCGCCCGUCGGUGGUCACUUGACUCUUUUUUUUUUUUAAAGAAGCCCCCCAGUGGUGCGUUUGUAUGACUACUUUGGGCGUGUUGUCGCUCUUUUUUAGUCAUCCAACACUCAGGACGAUGUAAAUACAGCAUGCUGGCUCUCUGCCGUCCAUUUUCUUCCACCAGCGACCUCCACCAAGGCCCAAAGCGUCACGUUUGUCAACCUUUUCAUCACCACACGUGACCUCUUUUACUGUCUUAGCAAGCAAAGGAGAGGACACGGGUGCCUUGCUCAGGGGCGCCGCAGGAAUCGAACCUCUGGGAUCCUUCAGUGAUGUUCCAUGUUUUAUUCCCAUGUUCACACAAACACGGGUAUUUGACCUCUUUGUCUUCUUCUUCAGUGUGGCCACGUGAUCAAAUCAACACUUGAUGAUGAUUAGAAGCCAAAUCUGAGGUGUGGACAUUUUCAUUGUUGUCGUGUUUCAGCGUGUGAAUGUCCGAGGAACAAAACAAUAGCUUUUGGAUGAAAUGAAAUUCUGCAGGUCGAUAAUGAAUGAUAAUUAUAUGGCAGGAAAGCGUUUGUAUCAAGUGCGUGAAUAUUUGUAUUUCCUAUAAUGAUAUAUCAGCCAUGCAGACUUUUUAACAUUGCUUUUUUUCAUCAUAGUUUAUUGUAGAAGCAGUGAGCUAUGAAGAACUAUUGAGAAGAUUGCGAUAAAAAAAUAAUUGAAAAAAUAUGUGGAAUGUUAUAAAGGAGAGGAACAUCCGUUUUGCAAGAAAAAAAUUGUCACAAGGAAAAUAAACGUUUUUUGAGAAGAAA